This is a messenger RNA of Drosophila kikkawai, 360 nucleotides long. RefSeq lists its product as uncharacterized. The record is from RefSeq and is a predicted model, not a curated record. Lineage: Eukaryota; Metazoa; Arthropoda; Insecta; Diptera; Drosophilidae.
GCCAGUCAGUCUAUAAUUGAUCGUAUUAGCAAACGGUUUACAUCUCAAAAUGGAUUUUAAAACUGCUUGUUUGAUUUGCCUAGCGGCUUUUCUGUUUCUGAGUCUUCAAAGCUGCAGUGGCCGGGAAUAUCAGUUUAUACCUGCCCGCUGUGUGGAACAACCUGGAGUGGAUCGUCAAAUAGGCGGGCCUCUGAGUUUGUGCACCUUCCCACCUUCCUACCAAUCGCCAAGUAAUGAGGAUAUUCAGGCCGUAAUUAAGCAUAUAAAAAGCUUAAAACUGGAUUGAGGAACGUCAGAAAUAUUGGAGAACUUUACACUUUAUAUAUGCAUCGAAGCAGCAAUCAAUAAAAUUAACUAUUA